GUAUCAUCAGUAUCAUUAGUUCAGUAAGUACUUAAUACGUAAUUACGUGUCGAAAAAUAUGUUCAGAAAACAUCGUGCAAAACACCCUAAAGUAAUACAGAACAACGAGUUAAAAAGUGAAAGAGACAGAGUGCCAGAAUCGCCGGUUACGCCGGUAUCGAAAAAUUCUCUGCAAUUCUACUGCCAGUUAGCCCAUGGCAGUCCAACUGGUUUCGUAUCUGGUUUCACCAACAUCAAGGAAUUAUACGAGAAAAUCGCCGAAUCAUUCGGUAUUCCAGCUUCAGAAAUAUUAUUUUGUACGUUAAAUAGCUACAGAAUCGAUAUGUCGAAAUUAUUAGGAGGGCAAAUAGGCUUAGAAGAUUUCAUUUUUGCCCAUUGCAAAGGUAGACCUAAAGAAGUCGAAUUAACGAAAACAGAAGACGCUCUAGGUCUAACAAUAACCGAUAACGGAGCUGGUUAUGCUUUUAUUAAAAGGAUAAAAGAGGAUUCUAUAAUACAAAACAUACCGGUGAUAAAAAUCGGAGACCACAUCGAGAAAUUAGACGGAAUCAGUAUGGUUGGAAAACGACAUUUCGACGUUGCCAAAGCUUUAAAAAAUAUCCCUAAAGAUACGACGUUCACCAUACGACUCGUGGAACCUUUACAAAGCGGUUUCGCGUCUAUAGCUCCGAAGUCAUCUAAAGGAAUAGCUGGUAAGAAAAAUGUCGGUAGUGGUAAAGAAACUUUACGAUUCAAAGCCAAUGGUAGCGCGGAAAUUCAAGAACAAGACGAUAUCAUGGACAUCGGUUUGGAGAAAAUCAACGGCGUUUUAGAAUCUUUUCUAGGAAUCAACGAUUCAGAACUUGCAGCUCAGAUAUGGGACAUGUCUACAAAUAAACAAAACUCCAUGGACUUUGCCGAAGCUGUUGACGAUUCCGAUUUAGCCAGUUUCCAGUUUACCGACGAUGUUAUCAUAGAACUGUGGGGCGCGAUCACAGACGCUCGACAAAAAAGGUUGUAAUAUUAUAUAUAUUUAGAAUUAUUUAUAUAUUUAUAAUUAUUAAAUGUAAAUUAUUCUUGUAUUUCGAUAUUGAUAAUGACAGAUGACACUUUUGAAUCGAUUCUAAAACGUUUUGUUCAGAACAUAACCUCAAAAAGUACUUGUAUAUCGUAGUUAGUCUACUUCUAUAUCAUUCUUUAGGUAUCCCAUCACCAUGGGAUAUUUGUUUUUACGUUUUUACGUCUUACAUCCUGAAUAACUUCAGAAAAUCAUUUAUACACCAUAAGGUUGUCUAAUGAGAAGUCCUUGGAUCACGGUACAAGGAUCAAAAUCAGCUGAUUUUGAUAUAAAUUUGACAUUGUGUUGAAAUUGCUUAUUAUGUUAUCUCAAAAAAUAAGCUUAGGUACAUUAUAAUAGAAUAAAAAGUGAUGUUUUUUUGUUGUUACUCUGAAAAUUUAAUUCUUUAUAACAAAUAUAUUAACAAAUUCACGGUUUUUUUGCAACAAUCUCAUUUUUUAUUGAAAACUUGAACACUAUUAACCUGAAAAAAUCUACUAAUACAUUUUCUUGCAGACAAUUGAAUUCUAUACGAAAAUUUUUUUUGUAAAUCGUUUUCACGUAAUUAUAAAAACGAAUUUUAAAACUGACAUUACAAACAAUUCGAAUUUUUUUAUUAUUCUUUAAAAAUUUUUUGAUAUUGACCUUGUUACAAGUAAUCUAUUUUUGACAGAUGAAACUUUCAAGGUCAUGUUUAGAUAGUCUUUAGAGAAAAUAGCAGUACAAAUAGUUUGAAAAAUUGUAACCAAUAUAGAGACUUAAUUUGAUUUUAAAUGUCGUUAUACGAAAAACGACGUUUACUUUGUUUAUUUCUUAUCUCAACUUUUUCGCCGUUUAAUUUUAAGUUUAAUAAUUUGUGAGGUUAUGUAACAUUUGGAUUACUUUGAAUUCAGCGUCUUGUUAAAUUUUCUUUUACGUUUUAUAUUGAGGACGACUUAAUUAACGAUGAUAUAACGAUAAUAAUGAUAAAUCAAAAUUUUCUACUAAUUUUUUUUCUUGAUCAAUCGAUUUCAAAUGUCCGCAUAGAGAGAAAUCUAGAUGUGAUAAGUCACGUGAUCAUAAACGUCAUUUUAUUGUUCUUUUUAAAUAAAACCAUCUGCUAUUAAAACCAUCAUUAAAUCACGAUCUAUUUUUUCAAAGUUAUUCAUUCUCAUUCUUCUUCUUAAUCAUAUUAUUUUGGUACAGUCAUUGAAGCAGAACUAUGCUAGAUUGACGUUUAAAUCGAGAUCCUUCGAAGUAUGAAAGAAAAAAAUGAAAUUUGAUAGUCUUGUGGUUUUAAAUUUAGUUCUAUUGUAUUUUUUAUAUCUAAAUAAACUCGAUCAAGGUAAAA
Molecule: messenger RNA, 2366 nt
Organism: Diorhabda carinulata
Lineage: Eukaryota; Metazoa; Arthropoda; Insecta; Coleoptera; Chrysomelidae
Product: PDZ domain-containing protein GIPC3-like
Exons: 1
Coding region: 59-1000 (313 amino acids)
Molecular function (GO): protein binding
Source: RefSeq, a predicted model, not a curated record